Molecule: messenger RNA, 2848 nt
Organism: Salarias fasciatus (jewelled blenny)
Lineage: Eukaryota; Metazoa; Chordata; Actinopteri; Blenniiformes; Blenniidae
Gene: nup93
Product: nucleoporin 93
Biological process (GO): protein import into nucleus; poly(A)+ mRNA export from nucleus
Cellular component (GO): nuclear pore
Molecular function (GO): structural constituent of nuclear pore
Source: RefSeq, a predicted model, not a curated record
CAGAGUCCAGCUUUGAAGUGCCGGGUCGUCUGGAUAAUGUGUACCAAACGCUGAAAAAGUGAUAGUAAAUAGAAUACAGUUUCUCCAGAGGAGCAAGGUCAAGAAUACUCUUUUGUCCGUCGCACAGAGCAGGAUGGACGCUGAGGGCUUCGGAGAGCUGCUGCAGCAAGCAGAGCAGCUGGCCGCUGAGACAGAAGCUGUGUCUGAGCUGCCGCAUGUUGAGAGAAACCUUCAGGAAAUCCAGCAGGCGGGAGAGAGGCUUCGGUCUCGCACACUGACCCGUACCUCACAGGAUGCAGCAGAUGUGAAAGCGUCAAUCCUCCUCGGUUCCAGAGGUUUAGACAUCUUCCACAUUUCCCAGAGGUUGGAGAGUCUAAGUGCUGCAACCACUUUUGAGCCCCUGGAGCCAGUCAAAGACACAGAUAUACAGGGCUUCCUGAAGAACGAGAGGGACAACGCCCUCCUGUCCGCCAUCGAGGAGUCUCGCCGCAGGACGUUCCUCCUGGCUGAAGAGUACCACCGGGAGUCCAUGCUGGUCCAGUGGGAGCAGGUGAAGCAGAGGGUGCUGCACACGCUGCUGGGAGCAGGAGAGGACGCUCUGGACUUCAGUCAGGACAUGGAGCCCAGUUUUGUGAGCGAGGUGACGGCUCCGGGCAGGAGCGCCCUGGACAGCGUGGAGGUGGCUUACGGACGGCAGAUCUACAUCUUCAAUGAGAAGAUUGUGAACGGCCACAUCCAGCCCAGUCUGGGCGAUCUCUGUGCUUCGGUGGCAGACAGCCUGGACGACAAGAACGUGUCGGAGCUGUGGCUCAUGGUGAAGCAGAUGUCGGACGUGCUGCUGGUUCCAGCCAAAGACACCCUCAAGAGUCGCACAUCUGUCGAAAUGCAAAUGGCGUUCGUGCGCCAGGCGCUCAGCUUCCUGGAGAACAGCUAUAAGAACUACACCAUGGUGACCGUCUUCGGAAACCUCCAUCAGGCUCACCUGGGAGGGGUGCCCGGAACGUACCAACUGGUCCGCAGCUUCCUCAACAUCAAACUGCCGGGACCCCUGCCGGGCAUGCAGGACGGCGAGAUCGAAGGCCACCCGGUGUGGGCUGUGAUCUACUACUGCCUGCGCUGCGGAGACCUGAACGCCGCCAUGCAGGUGGUGAACCGGGUGCAGCAUCAGCUGGGAGACUUCAAGAGCUGGUUCCAGGAGUACAUGAACAGCCCCGACAGGCGUCUCUCCCCGACUUCGGAGAACAAGCUCCGCCUGCACUACCGCCGGGCGCUGAGGAACAGCGCCGACCCCUACAAGAGAGCCGUCUACUGCCUGAUCGGGAAGUGCGACAUCAGCGACAACCACGGCGAGGUGGCGGACAAGACUGAAGACUACCUGUGGCUCAAGCUGAACCAGGUGUGCUUUGACGACGACGGCAGCAGCUCUCCUCAGGACAGACUCACCCUGCCGCAGCUCCAGAAGCAGCUGCUGGAGGACUACGGCGAGUCCCACUUCUCCGCCAGCCAGCAGCCCUUCCUGUACUUCCAGGUCUUGUUCCUGACGGCCCAGUUCGAGGCGGCCAUCGCCUUCCUGUUCCGCGUGGAGCGGCUGCGGAGCCACGCCGUGCACGUGGCGCUGGUGCUGUACGAGCUGCGGCUGCUCCUCAAGUCGUCGGGCCAGAGCGCCCAGCUGCUGAGCCAGGAGCCCGGCGACCCGCCCAUGGUGCGCCGCCUGAACUUCAUCCGCCUGCUCAUGCUCUACACCCGCAAGUUUGAGUCCACCGACCCGCGGGAGGCCCUGCAGUACUUCUACUUCCUGCGCAAUGAGAAGGACAGCCAGGGAGAGAACAUGUUCAUGCGCUGCGUCAGCGAGCUGGUGAUCGAGAGUCGGGAGUUUGACAUGCUGUUGGGGAGGUUGGAGAAGGACGGCAGCAGGAAGGUAGGCUUUCAUCCCCGGGGGGUCAUCGAUAAGUUUGCCGGGGACACCAGAGCCAUCAUCAGCAAAGUGGCUCUGGAGGCCGAGAACAAGGGCCUGUUCGAGGAGGCGGUCAAACUCUACGAACUGGCCAAGAACCCCGAUAAGGUUCUGGAGCUGAUGAACAGACUGUUGAGUCCGGUCAUCGCUCAGGUCAGCGCGCCGCAGUCCAACAAGGAGAGGCUGAAGAACUCCGCAGUGGCCAUCGCCGAGCGGGUAUCGCUCUCAGGAAUCGCCGGAGAUAAAACCAUUGACGGCACCUUUUACCUGCUGCUGGAUCUGAUGACGUUCUUCGACGAGUAUCACGCCGGACACGUGGCGGCGUACGACGUGAUGGAGCGUCUGAAGCUGCUCCCUCUCAGUCAGGACAGCGUGGAGGAGCGAGUCGCCGCCUUCAGGAACUUCAGCGACGAGGUUCGACACAACCUGUCCGAGGUGCUGCUGGCCACCAUGAACAUCCUGUACACGCAGUACAAGCGCCUGAAGGGGGCGCCGGCGGGCACGCCGGGCCGGCCGCAGAGGACCCUGGAGGACAGAGACAUGCAACUGCGCAGCCAGGCCAGAGCGCUCAUCACGUUCGCUGGGAUGAUUCCCUACAACAUGGCCGGAGACACCAACGCCAGACUGGUGCAGAUGGAGUUACUGAUGACCUGAGACCACACACACACACACACACACACACACACACACACACACACACACACACACACACAUACACAUACACACACACACCCUUCACUCAGUCAUCUGUCUGUCGUUUUAUUCUGCACAGGCGACCCAUCAGCUCAUUAAUCCACCCGUCUGAGUUUCUUGUUUUUGUUCUGCUUCGUUUCCCAUUUCGUUGUUUCAUAUUUGUACCUUGAUUCAUUUGGAAUAAUAAAAAAAAAAAUGUUG